Messenger RNA from Phytophthora infestans T30-4, 408 nucleotides. RefSeq lists its product as uncharacterized. NCBI's taxonomy places the organism in Eukaryota, Oomycota, Peronosporomycetes, Peronosporales, Peronosporaceae. Gene Ontology annotation, molecular function: protein binding. Bases 1 to 408 code for a protein of 135 amino acids. The record is from RefSeq and is a predicted model, not a curated record. The transcript is spliced from 3 exons.
AUGCCUCAGCUUCCGCGCGUCGAAAAAGCAUGGCUGGAGGCAGCAAAAAAUGGCGACGUCGACCAGAUGAAGACGCUGCGAAAAUGGUAUCCGCAGUGGCUUAAUCUCAACACGGCGACGAACGAUUCCGACGGUUUCCUGCCCUCGCGGUCGCCUGGCUUCUGCAGUUGGGACGGUUUCCACUUGCGCACCGUCGGAGCAUCGGCCCUACACACGGCGACCUGGCAUAGUGACAAUAAGAUUGUCCAGUAUCUUCUUGAAGAGGGUCAGGACCCCGAUACAGAAGACGAAAGCGGCAUGACAGCAAUUGUGUUGGCAAUCAUGCACCACAAUUUACAAGCGACGCGCUGUGUCUACCGCGAACGCGUUGCAAUCCAGCGAAACUUGGCCAUGGACGUAAGAAGAUGA